CAAGCCGGUACACAAUGCAGAGGCGCAGCUGAACAAGUUUGCUGCCUGGCGCGCAGCUAUGAUGGUCGCCUACAUGAACAAGUAGUGCAUGUCUAUCGACUCUUUCGCUCAUCUCUUCCAAGUUCGCGUUCCCCUCGCGUUCCACAAGGAACCCCAGUCGGCUCAAGCUCCACACAACGCGCAUGAGCGUUGACACCCGACUUCCGGCUGAAAGCUCACACAUGGUGGGGAUCCAACGCUCCUACAGUUUCUACACAUCAGCGCCAUGGCCUCGGACUCGAACGAAAAGGCCUUGUCCCCCAUCACAUUUCCACCGCCGCCUCAGCAAGAGGAUGUUGAAGACGACGAGCACGCAGCGUCGGCGCAACGAGAGGCCGUUCAAUACUGGGGUUAUCUGUUCAAACCGGACAAAUGUGGAACGCCGCUGCUGGAUCGUCUGCUGAAGGGGGUUGCGGAUGUCAUUAGCAGGACGUUCGAGCCCAGCGGCUCACCUGAUCUCAUGCCAUCCCAGAUCGCAGCUUGGUACCGCUCAGUAGGCGGCAACUACGACGUCCUUUUUAUGGAAGCCCCACCCUCGCAAAUCGCCUUCAUAUACCGUGCCCUCGGCGCAUUCCACAGCUUGCAGCCUGCACCCAACGAUGACGGGUAUUCGACCCCUGCAACCCCCGCCCUGAAGAAACAAGGCUUCGUGACAUGGCAGACGAUACAACUACUGCUUGGACCGGAAGAGCAUGUCCCAUUCCUUCAGAAGUCGAUUGAGCAAUUCGACGUGGUGGAUCCCGCGACGGGCAAUGCAUUCCCCAAACUGCUGCCCAAGGAGUGUUUCCCGGACCGGCCCGACGACGCCAUGGAAGCUUGGUACGAAGGUGUUGCUGCCCGACUUAAGAAGGAGGCAGAAGCAGAAGCCGCAGCUGCACAUGUAGACGAGCCAGGACCGCGCACCUCCACCGACGGCGACGGAUCGUCGGCUGACGAAAAGCGCGGUGCGUUCCAGUACUUCGAAGAUCCAAUGUAUCGCAAAGCGCGACCACGACCAACAUACGUACGGCACUUUUCAAAGCAGACGCCAUAUCCUGCAGAGGAUCAAGGGAGGGUGGUUACUUCGAGAGUCAGACACAUGCCCAACCCUUUCCAGAGUCGAAGCAAUCUCCCACCAGGUCGCUACGAAGACAGCUUCUCAGACGAAGACGCCACGCCCAUUGCUACAAACCCUUUCGCUCCCCGCUAUGCAGCACAGAAACGCCCGCAGCCACCAAGACGUGAAUCUACCCUCUCUACCACAGACUCUGACUCUGACCCGGCGCCCCCGUCCCGGCGCCGUUCCCCUGAUCUCCGACACAGAAAAUCUCAGGAGGCUCCUGCAGAGCCGAGAGAGUACUUCCCCGCGCACUAUGAAGAGAGACCCUAUUCACACCAGCUGGCUCCGAACGCGAGAACAUCGCCACUCCAUACCGUCUUCGGCCCUACCAAGUCCCCCUUGUUUGCAACGCAGGUCGCCCAACUUCAAGCGAGAAACUACUACGAGACGCGUCCCACCGCGCCGCAGCGGACAACCGGGAGCUACAGAUCCGUGCCUGCCCCGCAGAGCGCACGGUACAGCAGUAGUGGUGGAAGAGAGGAAGACAUACCGUAUGCAAGGGAUAGAGAGAGAGAAAGAGAAAGAGAAAGAGACAGGGAGUACGACGCGAGGGACAGAGAAAGAGCCCGAGACCGCGAUUCGAGAAACAGAGCAUAUUCGAGGGAUCGAGAACGAGAACGGGAACGGGAACGCGGCGAUCCUUCGCGGACGAGAAGUCAUAAUGGCCGAAGCGACGACUGGGAGGACACCGAGCGCAGCAGAGACCGAAGUCGCGAUCGAAGUCGUACUCGAAGUCAUGAUCGGGAUAGGAAGGUCAACUGGGGCGAUGACAGAAGUCGAGAGGGUAGCAGAGAACGCGAUAGAGAUCGGAGAACGCAUAGGUACGUUUCGGGUGUGCAGGACGGCGUGGGCGGGAGGAGAUAUCCCGUUGUUAAACCCUACUGA
Dothidotthia symphoricarpi CBS 119687 is the source of this 2023-nucleotide messenger RNA. RefSeq lists its product as uncharacterized. The record is from RefSeq and is a predicted model, not a curated record. The coding region runs from base 266 to 2023 and encodes 585 amino acids. The transcript has 3 exons. Lineage: Eukaryota; Fungi; Ascomycota; Dothideomycetes; Pleosporales; Dothidotthiaceae.